CGUUGAGCCUGGUUAUAACUUCUAAGCAUCUCCACCGCCAUUUUCACUCUCAUCUCGACCUCACCAGUUCAGCGUCGGCGGACUCAAUCAGACCCUCCCUUUUUCUCUGUGCUUCAACCAUGGCGACCGUGAUGCAGAAAAUCAAAGAUAUCGAAGAUGAGAUGGCAAGAACUCAGAAGAAUAAAGCUACAGCUCAUCAUCUGGGCUUGUUAAAGGCUAAACUUGCAAAACUACGAAGGGAACUCCUUGCACCCUCAUCAAAAGGUGCUGGUGGUCCUGGUGAAGGUUUUGAUGUUACUAAAAGUGGAGAUUCAAGAGUUGGUCUGGUUGGUUUCCCUUCAGUUGGGAAGUCCACACUUCUAAAUAAAUUAACAGGCACUUUUUCUGAGGUUGCUUCCUAUGAAUUUACUACCUUAACUUGCAUUCCUGGUGUGAUAACGUAUCGAGGAGCUAAAAUUCAGUUGUUGGAUCUCCCUGGUAUUAUUGAGGGUGCUAAGGAUGGAAAAGGUAGAGGAAGGCAGGUUAUCAGCACUGCUAGAACAUGCAAUUGCAUUUUGAUUGUUCUUGAUGCAAUAAAGCCAAUUACUCACAAGCGUCUGAUAGAGAAAGAGCUCGAGGGAUUUGGCAUAAGGUUAAACAAGGAACCACCAAAUCUGACCUUCAGGAAGAAAGAUAAGGGUGGGAUUAAUUUCACAUCUACAGUUACCAACACAAAUCUGGAUCUUGAAACCGUGAAGGCAAUAUGUAGCGAAUACAGAAUUCACAAUGCUGAUGUUUCUCUUAGAUACGAUGCAACUGCUGAUGACCUCAUAGAUGUUAUUGAGGGUAGUAGGGUAUAUAUACCUUGCAUCUAUGCUGUGAACAAGAUUGAUCAGAUAACACUUGAAGAGUUGGAGGUUCUGGAUAAGCUUCCUCACUACUGUCCAGUCAGUGCUCACCUGGAGUGGAACCUUGAUGGUCUGCUAGAAAAGAUAUGGGAGUAUCUUGAUUUAACUCGCAUAUACACAAAGCCCAAGGGAAUGAAUCCUGAUUAUGAAGACCCUGUAAUUUUAUCAUCCAAAAGGAGGACAGUUGAGGACUUCUGCAGCAGAAUCCACAAGGACAUGCUCAAACAAUUUAAGUAUGCAUUGGUCUGGGGAUCAAGCGUGAAACACAAGCCCCAAAGAGUUGGCAGGGAGCAUGAACUGGAAGAUGAAGAUGUCGUUCAGAUUAUCAAAAAGGUGUGAGUGUAAACCUCAAAAUCAGUCACAUAUCCACAUUUGCGCGUCCAAGGAGAUUUUCUCGGUGAGUAAAGUUUCCAUGUCCAGAUUGCUUUGCUUCAAAACUUUGCAAUAGAGCAUGCAGCAUCCUCUCUGUUUCUUGGUGGAUUAGGUAGAAGAUAAGACAGCUUGAUGUGUAAUUAAGCCAUUUUGUUGUCAAGCGCUUUUUAUCCGGAUUAUAUCAUGUAUGAUCUUGCACUGUAAGGUUAAAAAGAGGUCGGAAAAGGACUUAUAUAAACCAUGGGAUUGAAGGGAAUUUAAUGUUAUAUUGGCACUAGAAGAAAUUAUUAUAAGCCAUUGCCAGCUUGUUGGUGAAA
This is a messenger RNA of Vitis riparia (riverbank grape), 1576 nucleotides long. RefSeq names its product developmentally-regulated G-protein 3. The coding region runs from base 120 to 1226 and encodes 368 amino acids. NCBI's taxonomy places the organism in Eukaryota, Viridiplantae, Streptophyta, Magnoliopsida, Vitales, Vitaceae. Gene Ontology annotation, biological process: cytoplasmic translation. The record is from RefSeq and is a predicted model, not a curated record. The transcript is spliced from 10 exons. Gene Ontology annotation, cellular component: cytoplasm. Gene Ontology annotation, molecular function: GTP binding; GTPase activity.